Messenger RNA from Pieris macdunnoughi, 1377 nucleotides. Lineage: Eukaryota; Metazoa; Arthropoda; Insecta; Lepidoptera; Pieridae. The record is from the annotation of a GenBank genome assembly.
AUGGCCAAAGUGAAAACUUAUGAAUUGGUUGCCCCGGAUGGCGGUUAUGGUUAUAUUAUUUUAACAUGUGUUUUUGUAAAUUUGUCAAUGUUAAGUGCAUACAUAAAUUGCUAUGGAAUUAUAUACAAGGACUUUUUUAGUGAAUUAGGAAUGGAUUCCACAAAUAUUACAUCAUUGAAUGGAAUCAAUUCUAUGAGUUCAGCAAUAGGAAGUUUAAUGACCUCAUUUUUUCUAAAGAGGCUGUCAAAACGGAAAAUGGCCCUAAUUGGAGCUACUCUGUGGAAUACAGGACUGUUUUGUACAGUUUUUGCUCAAUCUAAAAUAAUUUUGUUUAUAUUUCAAGGCGUUGCACAGAGUCUCGGACAGGGCAUAAUAUUCAACAUUUCAAGCACGGCUCUUAAUGAUUACUUUGUUAAAAAAAGAAGUCUAGCAGUUAGUGUUUCACAAACAUUAUUAGCGGUUCUAUGUCUCGUGGCACCUCAAUUCUUUAAAUGGUCCAUAAAUGUCUUCGGAUAUAGAAACAGUUUAAUAUGGCUUUGCGCUUUAUCUGUGCAUAUGAUCAUUGCUGCAACUCUUACGCAACCAGUAUCGUGGCACAUGAAAAAGAUUGAGAUCUCACCAAAAGAGCAAGAAUUAAAAAUACUAUUAAAUGAGAAUAAUAUCAACCACACAACAAAGGCGCUCACUGACUGUACCAGUAUUGAUGUAGAUAGACUACAAAAUAUCACAGAAGAUAGCAAACAAAAAAAGAUUGGGGGCUUUUUGAAUGAUCUGAUAGAUUUUAAGCUUAUAAAAGGUUUCUUGCUAUCAAUAGAAUGUGGAGGUGCUACAUUAGUAAUGACUGUGGAGUUUAUAUUUUUGAUGAUUCUUCCACAAGCCCUUCAAUCAUGUGAGUUUAACUGGAGUGAGGACGAUACAGCGAUGGCGUUUACUUUAGUGGCUGUAGGUGAUUUAUCCAUGAGGAUUCUUAUGAUAGUCUUUGAUAAAUUGAUGAAUAAAUGGGGUAGCCGUUCGAUUUACGUGUUUGGAAUUAUGCUUGCAUUUGUAACGAGAAUAGGUAUUUUAACAUCCAACAGCCAGAUUUUAACCUUUAUUUUAUUGACAUUGAUGGGAAUGUCAAGAUGCAUCAUUUUAGUUGUGAUAAUUCUAGUCGUUUCGGAAUCUGUAAAGGAGGAUGAAUUCUCAGCCGCCAUCGGAAUCUUUAUGAGUGCCAUGGGAAUUCUUAAUCUAACCAUAGGACCAUUAUUAGGUGCUAUCAGAGAUUACACAGAUAGCUACAUAAUAACAUUUUACUUGAUGACAGCAAUCAUGGGCGCUGUAGGUGUUUUAUGGAUAUUGAAGAAUAUAUGUGUUAAGAAACGGAAAAGUUUACAUUAA